GAAAGAUUUUGUGUCGCACUGUUGGAGACGAAAAAAACUUCGGCGUCGCCGACCCCAAAAUCUUUUCUGCCCAGCCAUCAACAGCUUCGGCGUCAAGGACCCAAAGUCAUUCGGCCAUUUUUCCACUCUGAAAAUUUCCCCAACACCCAGCUGCGUUGACACCAGCACCGCCAUUGCACGACUAAAUGUCGACAAAUAGUGAUGCGACAACUGUACGUCGAUUAUGUUAUUGUGGAGUACCUGCACGUGUAAGGUACGCUUGGACUACGUCUAAUAGCGCUAGGAAGUGGUAUGGGUGUGAAAACUACAAGAGAGAUGGUGAUUGUGAUUUUUUCGCAUGGGCUAAUAACGAGAUGUCGCCAUAUGAGGUGAAAGUAAUGGAACAUUUCAAACGCAUGGAGGAUAGACACCAAGCAGAUAUUGAUAGACUUGAGCAGUUGAUUGAAACAAAAUGUAAUGAUCAAUAUGUCAGACUUAGGCAGGAGCUGGGGCUGCAUCAAUCUAAUUGGAAGAUGUCUCGAGCAGUGAUAGUAGUAGUCAUUUUGCUUUUAGUUUUUUAUCUUAGUGGCUAUGGUCAACCUAGAGGUACUUACUUGAUGUUAAAUUGAAAGUGGUUGAAUUUAAUGUUUUGUAAUUUUGUUGUGGCCAUUAGUGGCUAUGGUCAACCUAGAGGUACUUACUUGAUGUUAAACUGAAAGUGGUUGAAUUUGAUGUUUGUAAUUUUGUUGUAGACAUUAGUGUGAUU
This is a messenger RNA of Alnus glutinosa, 745 nucleotides long. RefSeq lists its product as uncharacterized. Bases 186 to 608 code for a protein of 140 amino acids. NCBI's taxonomy places the organism in Eukaryota, Viridiplantae, Streptophyta, Magnoliopsida, Fagales, Betulaceae. Gene Ontology annotation, molecular function: zinc ion binding. The transcript is spliced from 3 exons. The record is from RefSeq and is a predicted model, not a curated record.